Portunus trituberculatus (swimming crab) is the source of this 5490-nucleotide messenger RNA. RefSeq names its product coronin-1A-like. NCBI's taxonomy places the organism in Eukaryota, Metazoa, Arthropoda, Malacostraca, Decapoda, Portunidae. Bases 221 to 1921 code for a protein of 566 amino acids. Gene Ontology annotation, biological process: actin filament organization. Gene Ontology annotation, molecular function: actin filament binding. The record is from RefSeq and is a predicted model, not a curated record. The transcript has 14 exons.
UCGUCAUCACCACCACCACCACCACCAUCAUCAUCAGCUCCAGCAACCCCAUCGACGGUCUGGCAUGCGGUAAACAGCGGUUAUAUGUGAAGUGUACAGCCUCUGAUUUACACGAGUCAGGCCGCCACGCCUUGCCCUUCUUCAUUACACGAUGACAUUUAAGGCUGGCUGAGUAAGUUUGGUGGUGUACGAUAGUGUGGGUCGAGUUGACAUAAACAAGAUGGUGGAUACGAGAGCGUGUCAGAAGCCUUCCAGCAGGCAGAACACAUUCCGAGGCAUCCGGUCCUCAAAGUUCCGGCAUGUGUAUGGCAAAGGCGCCCGCAAGGAGAACUGCUACGAGAAUGUGCUCAUCACGCAGAAGGCGCACGACACAGCUGCCUGCGCCGUCAACCCCAAGUUUGUGGCCAUCGCUGUGGAAGUGGCUGGAGGAGGAGCCUUCAUAGUGUUGCCUCUUGAUAAGACAGGGCGCAUCGACAUCAACACUCCCAAGGUGACGGGACAUGCCGGGCCAGUGCUGGACCUCAAGUGGUGUCCCUUCAAUGACAACCUCAUCGCAUCGGGGGCGGAUGACUGCACCAUAAAAUUAUGGCACAUACCAGAUGGAGGACUCAAGGCCAACCUGACGGAGCCCCUGGCUGACCUGCAGGGCCACCAGCGCCGCGUCUCCAUGGUGGAGUGGCACCCCACGGCUGAAAAUGUGUUGUUCUCUGCAGGUUAUGACUACCAGAUCCUGGUGUGGGAUGCACGGCGUGGAGUUCUCAUGCAGACCCUUGAUCUCCACGCUGACGUGAUAUACAGCCUCUCUCUGAACCGCGACGGCUCCCGCCUGGCCACCACCAGCAGGGACAAGCGCCUCAGAAUCAUUGACCCUCUCUCUGGGAAGGUCCUGCAGGAGGGACUGUGUCAUGAGGGGUCUAAGGCAUGCAAGGCAGUGUACUGUGGGGACACGGGCCUGGUCUUCACCACGGGCUUCAGUAGGUUUAGUGACCGGCAGUAUGGAGUGUGGGAUGAGAAGAAUCUCAACACACCCCUUCGUCUUGACACCAUUGACUCCUCCUCAGGGGUGCUGACGCCUUUCUAUGACCAUGACACAAGGGUGGUCUUUGUGGCUGGCAAGGGAGAUGGUAACAUCCGAUACUAUGAGAUCACAGACAGCCCACCCUACUGCCAUUUCCUCAGCCAGUAUAUAUCUGGAGAACCACAGAGAGGAUUUGGUGUGAUGCCUAAGAGAGGUUGUAAAGUGUCUCAGUGUGAGAUCUUCCGUUUCUACAAGUUGUAUGCCACCAAGGCCAUCUGUGAACCCAUUUCCAUGAUUGUACCCAGAAAGAGUGACCAGUUCCAGCCUGACCUAUACCCCGACACAGCUUCCCCCACCCCUGCCAUGUCAGCUGAGGAGUGGUUUGCAGGUACCACCAGAGGGCCAGUUCUGAUGUCAAUGAAGACAGGAAUGACCAUCAAGACCCACCGGCCUCUCCCACUAAGACCAACUGAGUCCUCCUCCGACAAGAAUGCUGACAAGAAGUACGCCUUUCUGUCUCGGGAGACGCGAGCCGACUACCGGCCGCUGGAGGCGAGUGUCAAGACCUCCAGUAGCACAGACAAAGAUCUCAAGACUUCCACUAACUUGGACACCAAAUUCCAAGCUCUACAAAAACUCUGGGGAUGCAAUGUUAAGAAUAUGGGAGACAACAAAGAGCAGUGUUCCACUAACAGCAGUGGCAUUGAAAGUGAAAAGACUUACACAUCCACCAAAAACACCAUCAAUAAAAUGAACAUCAAGUCCGGAGAUUCUCCAAACAAGUUGACUAACUAUGCAAUGCAAGAAAAGGAGAUUGAGAUCCUGGAGAAACCUUCCCCAAAGACUGAGUCUGAGUCCAACCCCAAUGAAUCACAGGAGGCGGCUGCAGCAGAAGCUCCGUAGAGCAUACACAGCCCAGUGUGAGGAGCUCAAGCUGCUGCGCCGCCAACUAAUCAUCAAGGACCGGAGGAUUCACGAGCUGGAAGACCAACUCAACCAAUUCAAGACUCACCAUAAAUAGGAGCAUCUGUUUGGCUCACUGGCCAGGUGUCUGAGCCCAGCACCAGCACUUUUCACACCCACUGACUCCAGGCACAGAAGAUGGUGCUGCACACUUUGCAUGAAAUGCAAAUGAAAGUUCACUGCCCAUCAGCACGAAGGGGUUACUUUGCUGCUGUCAUUAGCUGAGGUGAGCAGCUGUCACAUAGAUAAGUAAGUACUGUAAUCACAUAGCAUACCCACCACAGGUCACAGGGCAUGAAGGUCAUGUAACCUGCUAGGGUUAGCAGAGAUAUAAUAUGCAUCAGGUGAUAAGUGUCCUCACCUCACAAUGGCUCACAGAUAUCCCAAACCUUUUGUAGAAAUGAUUUAACUGUAAGUGUUUUGCGUGAGUCAAUUUCAACACGACUGGUUGUUCCUGCCUAUCACAUACACUAGAUAAAGAUAUAUUGCAAAGAUUCUUCAUCAUAACUUGAGUCAAGAGUCUAGAACAUGGUUAAAGACAUGCAUAACAUGUACUAAGAGUUUUCAACAAAAUACUUCAGAACAUAUUGAUAUUAUUUCUGUAUUGGUGGGACAGCUCGUGGAACCUUUGGUUCAUAGACCUGGUGUUUGCAGCUGUGCGAUACGCCAAGUUGUGAUAGGUAGUUUGAUGAAUACUUUGCUGCCUUUUCUGGUUCUCAGUGCAGCUCUUAAAGGCCUGAAAUUGCAUCCCAUGCUUGACUGUUGCAUCAGCAAAACUUUUUCUUAAAAUCCUAUGCUAUUAUGCAAGAGUUCUGCCAUACAGAAUUUUUAUGUGUAGUUUGCUAGAGGUGCAGAAUGAAACUGGUGGUGUUGGCUUGCUUCAGCAGUCUUUGGGGGAUUGAAACUCUCUCUGUCCUUCACUGCCUUCCUGUAACACUUGUUCAUAGAUAUCAAGCACUUAUGCACAAAGAAUGAAAUCAUUGGAGUUGGACAAUAAGUGUGCCUUCUUACUGCAGUACAGGGAAAUCUUAGUACAGUCUGUGUUUUUAUUUGUGUAUAGCUUGGGUACAGUAACUAGAGGGUGUGGAAAUAAUCUGAGUUUGCUGCCUUGAUGGUUGUACCAAGAGGAUGGAAACAGUAGCUGUACCAGGGCCAAGGCUUAGGAGGGAGUGAGUGGCCUGUUUUAUGAUUUUUGGUUAUUGAUAUUAAGGAACUUUUACGGCAUUGCAGCAUUUCUCAGCCUAAGAAAUAUAAAAGUAUUCAAAUUUGUUUGAAUGGAAUAAAACGUCAAUUGUUUGAAUGUAAAAAAGUAAAUAUCUCAAAAAGAUUAUGAAAUUUCUACAUAGUAUUUUUGGCAUUGGUGCAUAAGUGCUGUGCUUUCAUCACUGCUGCUGUAAGCUAGGGUCAGUGACUGUGCAGGGGAACAUGUAAUGAACAAGUAGUGUAACAGUAGGUUGCCCAAAGCCUUGAGCUGCUUGGGAUCUUAUUGAUAAAAAGAACAUUUAUAUACAAGUAGUAUUACUUCUUGAAAGCUUCAUUGAAUCUCUCACAGAAAAAAUGCUCAUAAUCUGGUAGUCACUCUUUUAGGAUGCAGUGCAUUUAAUUUUCAUAUAAUCUUGCUACUUGCAGACUUUACCCACCAGUAAUUCCUUUUUUCAUUCCAUGUUCAUGGGUUGUCACAAGGUGAGGUUGCUUUGUGUGGUUAUUUCAAUAUUUAUUGAGCCAAAUUGUAUCAAUGUGAUAACAGUAAUCACCAAAGAGAAAAUGCCAACUCAUACCGUUGUAUUUCCAUUUUCUACCAUAUAAUGAAAUGGAUGAGGGCUGAGGCAGCUGAGUAAAUAAUUCUUGUGGCAGUAUAUCCACUGACAGCGAGGGUGAGGGUGUGUCGGCCGACUGUCUGACACACAGCCACACUUGCUGCACAAAUUCCAUUGAUUGUCUUGUGCACUCAUCCAUUGCACACUAGAGUUAAUUUGUGUGCCCUCAGUAUAACUGGCAGUUCAUUUAGUGUAUGUACCCAGAUACAUAUACUUCCAUACAUAUGAAUCAAGACUGUCCCUAAGUAUGUAAUGUGAAAUGUUAGACUUAGCCAGUCUAGUAUUGAUGAUUUUAUUAUAUACUUAUGGCAUUAUGUAAUCUAAUGAGUAUUAUUUUUAUAAAUAUUUAUGCAUACUUUUUUAAUGUUCUGUUUUUUUUUUUGGUCUGGAAACAAUGUUCCUUUCUGUAUGGUGUUGCUUUGGGUCAGUAGUUCAAUAUUUACCAGAGAUAUAGUAAUGGUUUACAAUCUUAGGUUUUUGUGAAACCUUUGCAAGUUUUGUUUGUUAGUAUGAAUUCUUUAUGUUCCUCUUGGGAAUGUUGAAGAUUGGCAAGGGUUACUGUUGGUUCCUCAAGUCUUGGUUCAUUCCCUCACUGUAGUUCACUAAGUACUUAUUUUAAAGGGACAUUUGUAAUUAUUAAUUUAAAGUUAUCAUUCCUAAAAGAUCUCAAAAUGUUUGUUAAUUUUUUUUUAUUUUAUUAUAUUUUUCAAGACCUCUAUGUAGAUGCCUAAGCCUUACUAUAAAUUCAGAUUACCUUUCUUCUCCAGUUUUGUAAAGUUGGUAUUGAUUUCUUGAUAAUAUUACAUUUUAUUGAGUUUUUACUGAAGUUUAUGGUAAAUUUUAAAGAGUACUUAGUCUUGAUCAUGUGUAUUAGCGGUAGAUUUGUUUCCCUUCAUUUCCUUAAACAUAAGACCUUAAUGAUUUUGAGAAGGAUAGUCAUGGGCAGACAUUCUGGGCUGUACAUGGACCCAGAGAAGCAUGAACCAGUGAACCUAUCCAGGGGAAGACACUGUUGCAGGUUAGUCAGUUUUUGGGGUAUGAAAAAAAAUAUUUAUACAUCAGGGAUAGUGGAAAGGAAAGACUUUUCCCUGAGGCUAUAAUUUUGUAAUGUUGUGUUAGAAAGAUUUUGGCAGCAAUUUUCCCAUAUUUGUACAUCUCCAGUACCAGCUGGAAUAAAGGUGUGAUUGUCGGUUGUAGACAUGGGAAUGUUGGAGUUUUAUUUUAUUUUUUUACUGAAGUAAUUUUAUUUCUUAGGUUUUUAGUAAAAGAAGAAUUAAGGACAGUGAUAUUUUCUCUUAAUCGUAAGUUAGGAUAGCUAUGUUGAAGCCAUCUGCAGUUUUAGUUGUGAUGGUCAGUAUUAAUUUUCAUUACUAUUGAAGAAUUGUGUUGGUAAAAGUGUGCACCACAACAACAACAACAGCAACAACAAGUCAGUAUUGCUACUGACUUGUUCUUUGAGCAGAAGAAAUGUCAAAAUAGAUUUAUGAUUUUUUAUUGUGAUUUUUUUAUUGUAACUUAUUCGCAUGACAAAAGAUGUGACAUAGUUGUUCUGAAAAACAAUGAUGGCACAGUGGAUGAUGGUUACCAGCCUGAUGGACAAACCAAGGUUACUAAAAGACGAUAUUCACCAUAGCAUAAGGCACUCCAUUAUUUUGUCAUUAUGUGCAACACAAAUAAAUGGUUGUAAUGGAA